UGUGUCUGUAGCUUGACCCCGCGAUGUACAGGGGGAACGGUGCCGCGUGCGAAUCGCACGACGACUUACGCGCACCCGCAUGGCCAAAUGAGUGAGCAUCACUGCAGGCGCCGCAAGCAGCUGAGCGGUGGCCCGCACGAGAGUUUGGCCAACUGAAAAAUAAAGACCAGCAAGAAGCACUUUGAAGGUCACCUGCGCGCUUUUCUUUCCUCCUCUCCAAUCUGGUACGUUACCUCUCUCGACGCUUCUUUUUUUUUUUUUUGUAGCUCUCAGUUCAGUUGUAUUUAGUUCAUGCACGUGGUCUCUCGUCUACAGGGUAUACUGCAGUUUGUUUAUUUCUCUCGCCCUUCUUGGCCCUCUCUCCCGGAGUCGUCGGAGUCAGGUGCAACACGUGGGGGCACCCCCAUAUCAGCUGGCGCCAUCUUAACCGCACGGGCGCUGUCUCUUUUCGUCGUUUUUUUUUUUAUUCUGACGUUCUGCUUCCGCUCACUCUCAAAUACUCAGUGACUGCCACAUGGGUCGUCCGCUUUCACACUGCGGGAGACUCGCGCAAGCUAGGGGGCUGGUGUUCCGCGAAAUCGGCUGACGACUCCGUUGCCUCCGGUUGCACGGUCGGCCGACCAGCAGCACACUCCUCUCCUCCCGACAUUCUGAGCAAGCCCAGCACACCUUUCGGGUGCCCCCCCCCCUUACCCCCGCCUUGCUCAGGACACGCAGCCUUCUCCACCCCUUCCCGGGCGAUUUCGCUUCCGAGAGGGUUGUUGCACCGGACGCGGGCACUUUGAGUUGCCGUGUGCGUGGUCCGCUCUCCGGCCUGGGAAACACGGCCUGCUGCAAGCGUGUCUCCGGCCCCCACGAGCCGACCGCCCGCUCCUCGAGCCUCGUUAUAAAAAGCGGCUUUCGAAGUCGGCCCGGCUACAAUCCGCUGCCGAGCUCUCCAGACAGCUGACACCGCCACCAACAUGAGCCGCCUGCUGCCCUUCGCUGCCCUCUUGGCCCUCCUGGGUCUAGCCCUGGCUGCCCCGGCCGAGGAAGUUGCUCCACCCGCUGAGGUUCCUGCUGAAGAGGCCAAGCCCGCCCCUGAAGGCCAGAAGCCUGUUGAGGGACGCACGGGCUUCUACCCGGGAUAUGGCGUUGGGGCCUACGGUUCUGGCUUCAACCGCGGUGGAAGCUUUGGCCUGGGUGGCUACGGAAACACUCAUGGGCAGGGUGGCUUUGACUACAAUUACGGAGGCACCAACCGCCGCGACUACGGCAACGUGCAGACCUACGGAGAUCGCGAGGCCUUCGGUGUGGCCCAGAACGCCGGCGCCAACCGCCGCUACGGGCAGGGCAGCUUCGGAAACGCCUACAACAACCAGGCCCAUGGAGCUGGGGCCAAUAGCUACGGUUUGGGAUACCAGGCAGGCUACCUCGGCUAUCCUCCUAGAGCCGUCACCGCCAUGAAGCCGCUGUGCGUUGUCGUCUUGCUGGCGCUGUGCGCCAUCGCCUCUGCCAAGAAGGAGAAGGUCGAGGGCCGUGGGGCCCUACUCGGAGCUGGAGCGGGCGGCUGCUGCCCCUGCACUGGUGGCCUUGGAGUCGGUGGCGUGGGCCUAGGCACCGGCCUCGGUGGAGGCAGCAGCUACAACAGCGGUAGCUACAGCUCUGGCUCGGGCUAUGGCUCUGGUGUUGGCGCGGGUGCAGGAUUGGCCUCAGGUGCUGGACUUGCCUCGGGCGCUGGACUUGCCUCAGGUGCUGGACUUUCCUCCGGUGCUGGACUUGCUUCGGGUGCAGGCCUUGCUUCUGGUGCCGGACUUUCCUCAGGUUCUGGACUUGCCUCGGGUGCCGGACUUGCCUCAGGUGCCGGACUUGCCUCAGGUGCCGGACUUGCCUCAGGUGCCGGACUUGCCUCAGGUGCCGGACUUGCCAAAGGUGCCGGACUUGCCUCAGGCGCCGGACUCGGUGCUGGGGCUGCCGGUGCUGGCCUCGGAGUAGGAGGAGUCGGCGUUGGAGCUGGCGUCCCUCUGGCCAGCCCCGGAGUAGGGGUUGGCGUUGGCGGAGUUGGUCUUGGAGGUGGCCUUGGUGGUGGCCUUGGAGGUGGUUUCGGAUCAUCCUCGGGCUACUCGGGCUUCAAGCAGGGCUCUGGAUUCAACAACCAGGCAGGAGCAAACAAGGCCGGUCAGGGAAGCUUCGCCUACAACGUCGGCGGCUCGGAUAGCAACAAGUACGGCCACAGUUCCACGUACGGAGACUCCAAGAGCUUCGGCAAGAGCGCAAGCGAGGGCUUCAACCGCGCCUCGGGCCAAGGAAGCCAUGGUAGCUCGUUCAACAAGGCCGCCGCGGGAUCCGGAGCCCAGAGCUCCAGCUCCGGCAGCAAGGUUGUUUCCGCACUCUGUUCCAUUUUUUCUUCUUGUGUGCUAAUUCGCGAUUUGUAUGAUUUGCAGCUAGUUUUAUCGUGUCUGCUUCCCCUGUGCCUCCUUGUGCUUGCCGAAGACAAGCCGGCCGAUGAGAAACCAGCUGAAACAACAACAGUGGCAUCCGCUGACGAUGACAAGAAGGAAGGCGAUGAGAAGAUCGAAGGUCGCGGGCUCUUCCUGAGCGGCGGUGGGCUCGGCGGUGGCCUCGGCGGCUGCCCACCAUGCCCCUGUGGCUACGGACCGGGAGUGAGCGGCGGAUAUGGUGGAGCAGGCUACGGUUCCAGCUUGGGUGGUAGCUACGGUGCCGGAGGAGGUGCCUACGGAGGAGGUUACGGCGGAGGCUACCGCGGUGGCUACGGUGGUUCCUAUGGAGGUGGCUACGGUGGAGGCGUUCGUCCAGGUGUAGGCAUCGGAGGCGCUAGUUACGGUGGAGGCGUUCGUCCGGGUGUGGGCAUUGGAGGCGCUGGUUACGGAGGUGGAGUCGGUUCUGGCUACGGAGGAGGAGUCGCUCCCGGUGUUGGUGUUGGUCCUGGAGGACCUGUUGGUCCUGUUGGUGGUCCUGGUGUGGGCGUCGGUCCCGGUAUCGGUAAGGGAGUAGUCGGAGGACCCGUUGGAGGACCCAUUGGAGGACCUGUUGGAGGCGCUGUUGGGGUCGGUCCCGGCCUCGGCAAGGGAGUCGUUGGAGGACCCGUCGGAGGACCUGUCGGAGGUGCUCUCGGUGUUGGUCCCGGAGUUGGUGGCGUUGGCGAACCCGGCGUGGGUGUUGGGCCGGGAGUUGGCGGAAUCGGCGGAGGCUACGGAGGCGGCGUCGGUGGUGCGGCUGCUGCGAGUUCGGGCUAUGAGAGUGCCGGAGGUUUUGCUAAUAAGGCCGCUGGGCAGGAAGCUGGCCAGGGAAGCUUUGCCUACAAUCUUGGAGGCUCGGACAAGAAGGUCUUCGGGCACAGCUCGUCCUACGGAGAUUCGAAAAGCUUCGGCCUGAGUGAAAGCGAGGGCUUCAACCGAGGCGAAGGUCAGUCAAGCCAUGGUAGUGCCUUCGGCAAGGAGGCUGCCGGGUCUGGAUCCGUGUCCCAAAGCUCUGGAAAGGAGGUGGUCGUCGGCUGAAUUAUUUUUAUGGAUGUCUGUUUGUGUGCUGGUCACCAACGCAGUUUUCCAUUAGUACAAUGAAGCUCGCAACUAUAUUCCGCCUGUGCCAUAGUCUUCGGAGCUUCGUGCAGUAAGAAGCGAUACUUCUACACUACACACUAAUUAAUAACACGGUACCACUUCGAAGAACUACAACGCAAUAUAUAUUUUGUUUCCUCAAUGGGAAUACCCACAUAUGCCAAACAUUGCAGAAGCGAGUGCCAAAAAACGAAGCUAUCCUGCACAGAAGUAUCUGCAAUAAAGGUAUCUUCAUAAAGUUCGA
Molecule: messenger RNA, 3801 nt
Organism: Dermacentor andersoni
Lineage: Eukaryota; Metazoa; Arthropoda; Arachnida; Ixodida; Ixodidae
Source: RefSeq, a predicted model, not a curated record